Molecule: messenger RNA, 5476 nt
Organism: Dunckerocampus dactyliophorus (ringed pipefish)
Lineage: Eukaryota; Metazoa; Chordata; Actinopteri; Syngnathiformes; Syngnathidae
Product: RD3 domain-containing protein
Exons: 5
Coding region: 418-1101 (227 amino acids)
Source: RefSeq, a predicted model, not a curated record
CCAAUCCGUGCAGGUUGGACUAGUGUAACGGCACUGCUCACUGGGCUCUCCGGACGAGCUGUAAGACAGCUGCAGAACGUCCAGAAUGCUGCUGCUUGAGUCCUCACUAGAAGGAGAAAAUACAAGCGUAUUAAUCAGUGCUCAGGUAGGCACUGGAUUGGAACCUAAUCUGGGAUUUGGUGGCUGAGUGCUGAGUGGUGUGGAAACCCAGGGACGAACCUACGAAGCAACGCCGACUAGUGGGACCCAGCAGAGACGGGGAUUACAGAUUACAUCCAUUCCCAAUCCCAAACUCACACGCGCACAUACCGGCGGCGCAUGACAGUGGUAGCAAGGCAGGUAGCGGUGCCACCGAGGAGCUUCUUUUGCUCAUGGAGGUCUGCAAGACAUAUUGAUUGACAUCCAGGUGAAUGCAAGAUGUUUCCUUGGUCAGCCGUAUUCUCCCUUGAACCAAAAGUGCCGGGCCAGCGCACCAGCGAGGAGCUGGUCACCAACACCCUGAUGCUGGAGUUGGGCGCCAUGGUGAAGCGCACCGAACGCAUCCGCCUGGAACAGGCCGCUGAGGGCCGCCGCCGCCGCCGCAGUUCCUCUUCCGUGGCCGACUACACCUGGCUGGCCAACCCGCAGAACCCGCAGCCGUAUGAGCUGACCCCCAACGACAUGCUGGAGCUGCAGGGCCUCUGUGCCAAAAUCCCCCCCGCCCAGUGCGGGCCGGUCAUCGUCAGGUUCAGGAGGCUGGUGUCCCAGAUGGAGCCCGAGGUCUACGAGGUGCCCCGCCUGUUCCGCUCGGUGCUGCGCGACUGCCUGGAGGAGCUGACCUCGGGAGAAGAAGACGACCAGAUGCCUCACAACACCCCGAUCAAGCAGCAGCGCAGCAAGAGCCUCUCCUUCAUCACCUUCCGCACCAAAUUCCGAACAGGCUACUUCUUCAAGGGAAGCGGCCUGAGGGGAUCCAGGGGGAACCUGCAGCAGCAGGUGGAUUGGUCGGACGAGGAGGAGGACGACGACGGAGAGGAGGAGGCCAUUAAGGCCAGAUUUAGGAAGGGAAGGAGCCGCAGCAUGCCGGAGAUUACGCCUUUGGAGCAAAGUGCACAGGGCUGAUGUAGUAGAGCAGACGUGCCAAACUCGUGCCCUGGAGGGCGAGACGCUACAGAUUUUCUCUCCAACCAGUUUCUUCAGCAGGUGAUUUAAUUGAUGCGCUCCUUCCCUCAAACUGAAGGUGUUGAUCAUUAAAAUCACCUGCUUUAGUGGCCCUCCAUGGCACGAGUUUGACACCCCUGUAGUAGAGAAAGGGUAGGUCAAAGAAUGUAAAUAUAAGCCACAAAACUAUUUUGUAAAAUUAGAUUUUGUAAAAAGGCUAAAAAACAAAACCUUAUGCGGUCGCGGUUCGAACAUGGCUCCCUCACUGUCUCUCUCACUCUGUCUCUGUUUCUCAAAAAAUAUUGAAUUAAUAAAUGAUCGCUGUUUCGUGGUUGUCUACGGCGCCAUUAUUAGUCCAAGAAAAAGCACGUUUAAGCAGACGUUACGUAUUCUAGGCCAAAAUUAAGCAUUUUCAACACAAAAAAUGUUCUAAAUGAACUAAAAUACAAAUACAGAAGGCAACACAAGACGUUGAUGAACUGUAGUCUACUGGCCACGAGGUGUCACUAGUAACACGAACCAGACUUGUUCGCCAACGACAGACUUAUUUUAAAAUGACUUAUUUCAAAACAGGCACAUUAAUAACAUAAUAAACUCUUGUGACCGUACUACAGCUCGGAAUGCCCGACGUCACUUCCUGUUCACGCGUCCGGAGCCAUUUAUUGAAACACACGAAUGUCUUACUUUCUCUGAUUAUAUUUAUUAUGUUGAGUAAUACUUUGGACACCCCUGGCUAAUGCCAUGCUAGCAAGCAGUUGCGUAAUACAAACAGCCUUGCAAGAAAGCUGUGUUAAUAAAGCUGCUUUUGUUACCAAUUUAAUAAAAAGGUUUUUCUUAAUACUUUGUAUAGACGCGAGCUCAUGUCCUGCCCAUCUGAAUGCGGUCUAUUUUGGCAAGUGACCUUAGAGCCCUGCAUGUCUAAUUAUAUCACUAAUCCUCUUAUCGCACAACAGAAUCCCACAAAUGCCAGCACCCUAUUAUUGUUUUAUUCAUAUGCAUUUUCCGAUCAAUACACCGUUGUCACUAUUUGCACUUUGUACACAGAAGGUAAGGCAGUCAGCUAAAAAAAAAAAAAUGUGGAAGAAUGAAUUCUUUCUUCUUAAAAAUUGGUCAUUUAAAUAACAUCCUGUACAUGAGAUCAAGAGGGGAGUCUGUGUGUGAGACAUCCAAACAAGACACUUCCAGGGUUGGUUAGGGUGCCUUCAAACCCCUUCAUAAGUACUGAUGUCAAACCUGAAAACUUUUUUUUUUUGAAGACUGGAAACUCUGUGGACCACCGGGUCCGUAUGGUUUCAUUCCAAAAUGCUCUGUUAGUUGCAUAAGCAGUCUUUCGUACUUGGACCAGCUGGGGCUUCUGUCAGCAAAGUUCUCCUGAGCUGGUCUGCUUGUGCUCGACUAUUGCGUCAGCUGUGCCACUGCUCCUUUAUACAUUUGGCAAAUAAACAAAACAUAUCUAAAAAUAUUUCACAUUGUCACCAGAGGGGGGAACCCCCCCCCAAAACAAACAAAAAAAGAAACACUGAUGAAAAAUGAGCAUCAUCUCAGAGGCAAAGCAGUCUGAGGGGGAGUUUGCAGUUUGGCUUGGAAACAGUAAAGUCAUAAACAGUAAAGGGGUGGAACAAAACGUGAGAAACUAAAUAAAAAAAAGACAGUUUGGAGAAUCAAACCAUUAAUUUAAAGCCAUUUGGAUUAAAUGUUUAUGAAUAAUUGGUCGAAGUCGGAGCAGCUUUCUAUUCACGCACUACAAAAGUGGGGCUUUAAGAGAACUUCUUGAGGAAAAAGUUGUCCAUUCCUCCGCGCGAUUAAGAUCACGUCUCCUAAGAAAAGUUUGUAUUUCUUCUAGGAGAAUCCAAAGCUUGUGUAUAACCAUCCCUUCCGUGUCCUUCAAAAGCCAGUCGAGCUUUAGCUUCUCUUCCCGUCAUGCAAAGUGCUUCCUUUCUCCACUUGCCCUUCAAGCGAGGAAGACGACAAAAAUGAUGAAGAAGAUGACGAGGACAAGAAAGAUCUUGAUCAUCAGCCAGCGAUUGGACGACACCGACUGGAAGUAUUUGAGGAUCUCCGAGUGGGCCGCCUCCACGUUCAGCUGCGUGUCCUCCACGUUGGAGUCGAUCCUGCGACAGGAAGGCCAAGGAUUAGUGUGACUAGACUUUCUAAAUUAGAGAUGCACGAUAUCUUAUUUGUUUCUCAAACCGAUACGGAUAACUUUCUGCUUCUCAAGACAAUACAGAUAACUUUUUUCAUAUCUAACUUUUUAAAAUGUAGAUGUACAGUGGUGUGAAGAAGUGUUCGCUCCCUUCCUGAUUUCUUUGCAUGUUUGUCCCACUUAAAUGUUUCAGAUCAUCAAACAAAUGUAAAUAUUAGUCAAUGACAACAACUCAACACAAAAUGCACUUUUUAAAUGAAACUUUUUAUUAUUAAAAAGGGACAAAAAACAAUCCAAACCUACAUGGCCGUGUGUGGAAAAGUGAUUUAACGGGGGUGGGGCAUUAUCCACAAAUGGUGAAAACAUGGACCAGUGGUGAACCUUCCCAGGAGGGGCCGGCCAACCAAAAUGAACCCAAAAGCGCAGCGACGAUUCAUCCAAGAGGUCACAAAAGACCCCACAACAACAUCCAAAGAACUGCAGGCCUCACUUGCCUCAGUUAAGGUCAGUGUUCAUGACUCCACCAUAAGAAAGACACUGGGCAAAAACGGUCUGCAUGGCAGAGUUCCAAGACCAAAACCACUGCUGAACAAAAACAACAUUAAGGCUCAUAUCAAUUUUUCCAGAAACCUCAGCCUUGAUGAACCUCAAGACCUUUGGGAAAAUACUCUGUGGUCUGACAAGGCAAAAGUUGAACUGGUUGGAAGUUGUGUGUCCCAUUACAUCUGCUGCAUUUCAGAAAAAGAACAUCAUAGCAACAGUAAAAUGUGGUGGUGGUAGUGUGAUGGUCUUCAGGGCCUGGAAGACUUGCUGUGAUAAAUGGAAGCAUGAAUUCUGCUGAAGGAGAAUGUCCGGCCAUCUGUUGGUGACCUCAAGCUGAAAGCAACUUGGGUUCUGCAGCAGGACAAUGAUCCAAAACACACCAGAAAGACUUUGGAGUGGCCUAGUCCAAGUCCUGACCUGCUUCAUGCUGGAAAAGCUUCCAAUGUGGCUGAAUGACAACAAUUGUGCAAAAUUCCUCCCCAGCGCUGGAAGAGACUCAUUGCAAGUUAUCACAAACGCUUGAUUGCAGUUGUUAUUAGCUUUAGGGGGCAAUCACUUCUUCACACAGGGACAUGUAGCUUUGGGGUUUUUUCCUCUCUUAAUAAAAAAGUUUCAUUUAAAAACUGCAUAAAGUGUGGAAUUGUGUUGUCAUUGACUAAUAUUUACAUUUGUUUGAUGAUCUGAAACGUUUACGUGUGACAAACACGCAAAAAAAUAAGAAAUCAGGAAGGGGGCAAACUCUUUUUCACACUACUAAGUGUAGUUUGUGCACACCUGGAGGUAAGGAGGACUGGAACAAAUGAGGAUUUGUUGAUUAGUCCUAAUCACUACUACCACAUCACUACUAUCAGGAGAACCAGAGUAUAGAGGGGGAGGAGCCACCUGCUGUGGCCCAGCAAGGUGCACUGUAUUCGGACACACGCUCCAAGCAGCAGGCGUGAUGCCACGGAUGGCUGAUAAGGUUUUUUGUGUUCUUGAUGGUUUUUCCCCCCCCCUCAUCGUGGGGCAUUUGGUACAACUAACACACGAAAUGUCUUCCUCAGAGAGUGAAUGUUUGUUUCCAAGUGAGCUUAGGGGAAGUUACCAUAGGCUGUUAAUGUCACAGGCAGGAGAAAAAAGGAGCACUUGAUUUGCUCACAUGCAGAGUGUGGGUAAUCUCGCCUCGUUGGAGAGUUUUUUUUAGAUUAUCGGAGCAAUUUUUAAUGUUACCGGAUUUAUCAGCAUGAUGUCAUAAUUCCCUCAUAACGACCCAAUAAUUAUCGUCAACAAAAGUAGAAGAAAAUACACAAAAUUGCAUAGCAUGGACUAACCUUUGGAUGGUCUCCUCCUGCUCUUUGACCAUGUGUGCCAGCUGCUGGAAUAUUGAACCCAGUUCCACGAUGGUGCUUUCGAUGUUCUGCAUAGUAUCUGCACGGCUCUGGAUGUAGGAGUCCUGUGGAAGGAAGACACAGCAGCAGUGUGCCAAGGAUUAGUGGAAAGAAAAAUGCACAGUUGGGAUAUUUAGCCACGAUUUACAAAAUCUGCUGGUCUAGCCAGUAGCAUAGAUAUGUACAUAUGUCCUUUGACACCAAGAACCUCAAUGUAGACCUUGUAGAAAUGCAAUUUUAAGUAUGUCAUUCUGGAGAAAAAUGGCUCCGUACUUAAAAGUAA